Coffea eugenioides is the source of this 842-nucleotide messenger RNA. RefSeq names its product autophagy-related protein 8f. The transcript is spliced from 6 exons. The coding region runs from base 187 to 555 and encodes 122 amino acids. The record is from RefSeq and is a predicted model, not a curated record. Lineage: Eukaryota; Viridiplantae; Streptophyta; Magnoliopsida; Gentianales; Rubiaceae. Gene Ontology annotation, biological process: cellular response to nitrogen starvation.
AUAAAGCAAAAGCAAGCUCAUCAUUCACUCAAUCUUAAUCAGUUUCCUUAUUUUCUUCCGCCAGAAUUCUAUCAUCUCUUCCCUUUCUUUCUAUCUGUCUUCAUCAUCGUUUUUUUGGUAAUAUAUCUUCAUCAUCGCUGUGCACAAAAAGGAUACUGGUUUAAGGACUUGUAAGUUCGGGUGGAAAUGGCAAAGAGUUCAUUCAAGCAAGAACAUGAUUUUGAGAAGAGGCGUGCUGAGGCUGCCAGGAUUAGGGAGAAAUAUCCAGAUAGAAUACCGGUUAUUGUGGAAAAGGCAGAGAAAAGUGAUAUUCCCGGCAUCGAUAAGAAAAAGUACCUAGUUCCGGCUGACUUGACUGUAGGGCAGUUUGUCUAUGUAAUCCGCAAAAGGAUCAAGCUGAGUGCAGAGAAAGCGAUUUUUAUUUUUGUCGACAAUGUCCUGCCACCAACAGGGGGAAUUAUGUCAGCCAUAUAUGAUGAGAAGAAGGAUGAAGAUGGCUUCCUUUAUGUUACUUACAGUGGAGAGAAUACAUUUGGAAGCAAGAUCCUGCUUUAGCCACCAACAGACGUUCUCUCAUAAUUUCUUAAACCAUUCGCCAUCUUGCUCCCACUAUAAUACUGUGGCAAUCACUUGAUUAUCGUGCCCAUCGUUCGUUAAAGAUGCAGUAACCAUGCAUCAGUGUAUAGCUUUCUCUGUACAGUUCUUGAAUGCUUCCAACAGCAUCCCUGCCUGCUGGAACAUAACUUGAAAUCUUCAAUAAUUAUUUGGAUCACUUACUCAAUUUGACUGUGUGAGGAACUGGGAUGUAUUAUCAAGCUUAUAGUCCUGAUUUUAUCCUUAUA